GCCGAGGGUGCUAGUCGGCGAGCCGAGCGACCGCGGCUACCCAGGGAGCGCGGACCCGGACGCAGGUGAACCAUGUGGACCCUGCUAAGCUGCAUGGCCUUUGUGGCAGGGCUGGUGGCUGGCACACACUGCCCUGAUGGUCAGCUCUGCCCCGAGGCCUGCUGCCUGGACCCAGGAGGAGGCAGCUACAGCUGCUGCAGUCCCAUUCCGGAAAAAUGGCCCACAACACUGACCAGGCGUCUGGGCAGACCCUGCCAGAUUGAUGCCCACUGUUCUGCUGGCUACUCCUGCCUCCUCACUGUCUCAGGGACUUCCAGUUGCUGCCCAUUCCCAAAGGCUGUGGCGUGUGCGGAUGGCCACCACUGCUGCCCACGGGGCUUCCACUGUACUGCCGAUGGCCGAUCCUGCUUCCAAGGUUCAGAUAACAACCUGUUGGGUGCUGUCAUGUGCCCUGGUAACCAGUUCGAAUGCCCCAACUCCUCUACGUGUUGCAUUAUGCUAGAUGGCUCCUGGGGAUGCUGCCCUUUGCCCGAGGCUUCUUGCUGUGAAGACAGGGUGCACUGCUGUCCACAUGGUGCCACCUGUGACCUGGCUCAUACCCGCUGCCUCACAUCCACGGGUUCCCAUCCCCUGGCCAAGAAGAUCCCUGCACAAAGAACUAAUAGGGCAGUGGCUUUGCCCACCUCGGUGGUGUGCCCUGAUGGGCGGUCUCUCUGCUCUGAUGGUUCCACCUGCUGCGAGCUGCCCAGUGGGAAGUAUGGAUGCUGCCCAAUGCCCAAUGCCAUCUGCUGUUCCGACCACCUGCACUGCUGCCCCCAGGACACCGUGUGUGACCUGAUCCAGAGUAAGUGCCUCUCCAAGGAGAAUGCUACGGACCUCCUCACCAAGCUGCCUGCACACACAGUGAAGGAUGUGAAGUGUGACUCAGAAGUGAGCUGCCCAGAUGGCUACACUUGCUGCCGCCUCCAGUCGGGAGCCUGGGGCUGCUGCCCUUUUACCCAGGCUGUGUGCUGUGAGGACUACAUACACUGUUGCCCGGCGGGGUACAGGUGUGACACGGAGAAGAGUACCUGUGAACAGGGGACCACCCAGGUGCCCUGGAUGGAGAAGGUCCCAGCCCACCUUAGUUUUCCGGAUGCACAAGCCAUGGAGAAAAAUGUCCCCUGUGAUAACUACACCAGCUGUCCCCCCUCCCACACCUGCUGUCAACUUAUGUCUGGGGAGUGGGGCUGCUGUCCUAUCCCAGAGGCUGUCUGCUGCUCGGACCACCAGCACUGCUGCCCCCAGGGCUACAGGUGCACGGUGGAGGGGCAGUGUCAGAGGGGGAACAAGAUAGUGGCUGGACUAGAAAAGACUCCUGCCCGCGGGGCUUCCCUGUCCUACCCCAGAGACAGUGGCUGUGAUCAGCACACCAGCUGCCCAGUGGGGCAGACCUGCUGCCCGAGCCUGAGAAGGGGCUGGGCCUGCUGCCAGUUGCCCCACGCUGUGUGCUGUGAGGAUCGCCAGCAUUGCUGCCCGGCUGGGUACACCUGCAAUGUGAAGGCCCAGUCCUGUGAGAAGGAAGUGGACUCUGCCCAUCCUGCUGCCCACCUGGCUCAUGGCCCUCACAUGGGUGUGAGGGAUGUGGAGUGUGGGGCAGGGCACUACUGCCACGAUAACCAGACCUGUUGCCAAGACAGCCGAGGAGGCUGGGCCUGCUGUCCCUACCGCCAGGGUGUCUGUUGUGCUGAUCAGCGUCACUGCUGUCCCAGUGGCUUCCGCUGUGGGGCCAAGGGCACCAAGUGUUUCCGCAAGGAGACCCUGCGCUGGGACACCCCUUUGAGGCACCCAGCCCCGAGACAGCUGCUGUGAGGAGAGACUGAGGACUGAAGACACUCCU
Galeopterus variegatus (Sunda flying lemur) is the source of this 1879-nucleotide messenger RNA. RefSeq names its product granulin (gene GRN). The transcript has 14 exons. Gene Ontology annotation, cellular component: extracellular region. Gene Ontology annotation, biological process: regulation of inflammatory response. Bases 73 to 1851 code for a protein of 592 amino acids. Lineage: Eukaryota; Metazoa; Chordata; Mammalia; Dermoptera; Cynocephalidae. The record is from RefSeq and is a predicted model, not a curated record.